Xyrauchen texanus (razorback sucker) is the source of this 906-nucleotide messenger RNA. RefSeq lists its product as uncharacterized. The record is from RefSeq and is a predicted model, not a curated record. NCBI's taxonomy places the organism in Eukaryota, Metazoa, Chordata, Actinopteri, Cypriniformes, Catostomidae. The coding region runs from base 1 to 753 and encodes 250 amino acids. The transcript is spliced from 4 exons.
AUGACAUGUUCGGUUCCAGAUUUCGAUAAUGAUGGGGUUGGUGGUCCGGAAGGAAGGUUUUCCUUGAAAAAAACAAAACGAGGUGAGGUCAACCAUGUACCAGAUCAUCCUGAAAGCUACACUGAGGAUGACUUGGAAGACCUGAGGUCUUCCCUGGUUGAAGCCAUGAAGAAGAAAAACAAGGACAUGGAGUUCAUCAGACAGAAGAUGGACAUCACAUUCUCCCUUAGGAGAAUGGAGAUUGUAGAGAUGGAGCCCAUGGUCUCAGAGGUUCUGGAGAGGUGGCCCGGUCUAUUUCUUGAAGAACAGAUUUGUCAAGAGUUCACUCGUGUGACCACCAAGGACCUGAUGGGAACAUUUAAAGCUGCCCUUGAGAUGUUCACCCCUCGUCUGCUGAAAUUGUAUCGUGCCAGGAAGGGCGCCUUUAGUCGAGAGAUGGAAACCCUUUUGGAAAUGCUUGACAAACAGAACAGACAUCUGACAUCACAAGUCAUCGCAGACAGGCAGCUGUGGAAGGUCUUCCCAUAUUUCUGCGGGAGAAUACUGGGAAGCUUUUCUCCUAGAUGCCUGGCAACUGAUGCAGAUGACAAACAGAUGAAAGGCAUCAAGAUGGGGGUCCUCACACUGCUUGAUGAUGGAGGAAACCAUUGUCCUGAAAGACAUCCCAGACACCCCGACUGCGCUUGCGUAUCUUUUUGGCUUGCUUUAUGCCCUCAACAUGGAGUUCUCAAAAGAUGUCAGGUAUACCUUUGAAACUAUCCAGCACAUUUUCAUGGAAAUGUCCACCAAUUGCUCACAGCGUGUCCGGAGCUUCAAGACCAAGCUGUUAAACCAGUGAUUCAUUUUCCAUGGGGAAGAUUUAUUUUAUCAUGUCUGUUCAUUUAUGUUUGGAUAUUUUGUAAGUCU